Molecule: messenger RNA, 783 nt
Organism: Solanum tuberosum (potato)
Lineage: Eukaryota; Viridiplantae; Streptophyta; Magnoliopsida; Solanales; Solanaceae
Exons: 3
Coding region: 45-317 (90 amino acids)
Source: RefSeq, a predicted model, not a curated record
UUCCUACUUCAUCAACUCAUAUUAUUCCACAAAAUUCCAUCCUCAUGGAGUCGUCUUCCUAUGAGCUGAAUGCCUCCGUAUCAUCGUUGGAAUUUCUCAGUUUAUUCCUCUUUCGUCCCCUUCUUGCUAUCGUCUUCGUCUUCUCCUUACUUAUAUUAGGUUGGUUUUUAGCUUGGAAAUUAGUGCUGGUUCAUGUUCCUUUGGUACAAGAAAUCUUUGGUUUGCGGAAGAAAACCGUCAAGCCGAAACCUGAAAAUCGGGGUCGGUUCACUCAAAUUUACAACAACAUGGACUCACAAUCUUCUGCUUCCCAGUGAUACCUCUUGAGCUUGCAUAUAUCAUUUUUGGGGCUUUUUGUGAUUUAGUUUGACUUUAGACUGUAUAGGUAAGCCGUAAGCGUGAUGGUGUCCACUGUCCAGGAUUAGAAGCUGAAGUUUCUUGUGCUUUGGGGAGCAUCAGGUGCCUAUCUCUGUAAUCAGCACAUUUAUCUUUAGCUGAUCCUGUUUUACACUUAAAAGCUCCUCAUUUUUCCACAUGUAUAGUUCUGUUUCAUUAGUGUGUAUAACAUAUGGGUUAGUGAUUCCAAGGCCAAAAUAUUUGCAAUGAAUUAGAUAAUAAAGCAGAAGAUUAUGUAAGCAUUUGGAGAGAAAAGUGUCCUCCAUUAUUUCUUUAUUUAUUUUUACUUUUUGUUAAGUUGACAUGUUACAAUUGUAAUUAUAUUGUGGUUUCAGUGUAAGUGGUUGAUGAUUUUUCAAAAGCUAUGCAAAUCGUCUGGAAACCUUA